This is a messenger RNA of Oenanthe melanoleuca, 858 nucleotides long. It is a transcript of the gene CZIB, whose product is annotated as CXXC motif containing zinc binding protein. The record is from RefSeq and is a predicted model, not a curated record. Gene Ontology annotation, molecular function: zinc ion binding. Bases 133 to 615 code for a protein of 160 amino acids. Lineage: Eukaryota; Metazoa; Chordata; Aves; Passeriformes; Muscicapidae. The transcript is spliced from 8 exons.
GGCGGUGGCGGCCGCCAUCUUGGCUAAGGGCAGACGUGACUUCGCGUCUGCCCAGGCGGGCAGGGAGCGCGGAGCCGCCAUCUUGGCUGAGGGCACGCGGGUUGCAGGGAAUUGCACGGAAUCCGCUCGGCCAUGGGGAGGAUCGGGCUGCAGCUCCGCGCCACGCUGGAGAACAUCACCCGGCUGCGGGCCGAGGGCCAGGACUUCCGAUGGUACCUCAAGCUGAAAUGUGGGAACUGCGGUGAAGUCUCCGAAAAGUGGCAGUACCUGCGGCUGAUGGACAGUGCUCCCCUGAAGGGUGGCCGAGGAAGCGCCACCAUGGUGCAGAAGUGCAAGCUGUGCUCCAGGGAGAACUCCAUCGAUAUUUUAAGUCAGACAAUCAAGCCUUACAAUGCUGAAGACAGUGAGAAAUUCAAAACAAUUGUGGAGUUUGAAUGCCGAGGUCUGGAACCAGUUGACUUUCAGCCACAGGCAGGGUUUGCUGCUGAAGGCGCAGAAUCUGGCACACCUUUCAAUGACAUAAACUUGUUAGAAAAGGAUUGGAAUGACUAUGAUGAAAAAACAAAGGAAUCUGUUGGAAUCUAUGAAGUUACCCAUAAAUUUGUAAAAUGCUGAAGUUCAUACCCCAAACAAAUUAUAACAUGGUUAUUGAUGGAGGAGCUGUAAACAUCACAUAUGCCGUUUCCUUGGAGUUACUUUUAUACAUGGCUGCACUUCAGAAAUGGAAACCCAAGCUCACAGAAUCAUUAAGGUUGGAAAAGAUCUCCAAGAUCGAGUUCAACCUUUGACCGACAUCACUGAGUUGUACUUUCUGUCGCCAGCAUGCCCUAAUAAAAUAUUUCCCAUGGAGCACUUGGA